AGACAGACGACAGUCAUGGUGGACUACUAUAUUCUUUUGGGUUUGUUUCCUCAAGAAAUGGAUAAAACCCUCAAAAUUAGAAGCUGAUCUCUGUCUACCCGUCUCUGUCUCGUCUUGCCAACUCCAUUUUCCGAAAUCCGGGUCUUCACCAUUUUUCAUGAAACCUGUCCUUUUCCGUGCCUAUUUCUUGUGAGUUAAGUCUGGCAUUCAUGGGGGUUUUCUGAGGUACAUUGGGAUUUGCUCUUAUCUGGAUUUCAUUCUCUAAAAGAGAGUAGUCAUGGAAGGUGACCAGAGGAGCCUGUGCCUUUGUGUUGCUUUGUGCCUGUUCACUGUGGCUUAUGGUGCCACAGAUCCUAAUGACCUCAAAAUUCUGAAUGAUUUCAGAAAAGGGUUGGAAAAUCCAGAGCUUCUCAAAUGGCCUGCCAAUGGAGAUGAUGACCCUUGUGGCCCGCCUUCUUGGCCUAAAGUGUUCUGUUCUGGGGAUAGAGUGUCUCAAAUUCAGGUUGCGGGUGUUGGUCUCAAGGGACCUCUGCCUCAGAACUUUAACCAGCUCUCGAGGCUCUCCAAUGUCGGCCUUCAAAGAAACAAGUUCAAUGGGUCAUUGCCGACCUUUAGCGGUUUAUCGGAGUUGGAAUUUGCAUACUUAGAUUUCAAUGAAUUCGAUUCCAUCCCAUCUGACUUCUUUGAUGGACUUAGCAGUAUUCGCGUCUUGGCUUUGGAUUACAAUCCGUUUAAUGCGAGUACCGGAUGGUCUCUUCCAGAUGAGUUAGCAAAAUCAGUUCAAUUGACAAAUCUUUCUUUGGUAAAUUGUAAUUUGGCUGGACCAUUGCCAGAAUUUCUAGGCACGUUGCCGUCUCUCUCAGCAUUGAAGCUUGCAUAUAACCGAUUAUCCGGUGAGAUUCCAGCGAGUUUUGGACAGUCGGUGAUGCAGAUUUUAUGGCUUAAUGAUCAAGAUGGUGGCGGUAUGGCAGGUUCAAUUGAUGUAGUUGCAUCAAUGACUUCGCUGACACAGCUUUGGCUACAUGGAAACAACUUCAUAGGGACCAUUCCAGAAGGCAUAGGAAAUCUGACAUCUUUGAAAUAUCUCAACCUCAACGGAAACCAACUUGUUGGUCCGAUUCCUGAGAGUUUAGCAAGUAUGGAGCUUGAGAUCUUGGAUUUGAACAAUAACCGGCUAAUGGGUCCAAUACCAAAGUUUAAGGCUGGUAACGUUUCUUAUGCUUACAAUUCCUUCUGUCAACCUGCUCCUGGGCUUCAAUGUGCCCCAGAAGUUUCUGCACUUUUGGAUUUUGUUGGUUCUCUGAAUUAUCCCUUGAACCUUGAUUCUGAAUGGUCUGGUAACGAACCGUGUAAUGGGCCAUGGCUGGGAUUGAGCUGCAAUCCGGAUUCCCAGGUUUCUAUUAUAAAUUUGCCAAGACGUAUGCUUAAUGGUACUCUGAGUCCUUCAAUUGCAAAGUUAGAUUCCCUGAUUGAAAUUAGGCUUGCAGGAAACAACUUAAAUGGUACAAUCCCUGAUAAUUUUACAGAAUUGAAAUCCUUGAGAUUGUUGGAUUUGAGUGGAAACAAUCUUGAGCCACCACUACCAAAAUUUCGUCAAAGUGUGAAGGUUAUAACUGAGGGAAAUCCUCUGUUUAUUGCUAAUCAGACUGGGGUACCGCCAGAACCUGCUAAAAACCCACCACCUAUGAGUCCACAACCUCCCUCAAACAACCCACCUUCAAGUUCUAGACAACCACCUCCAUCCUAUAGACCACCGGCCCCAAUUAAUCCUUCUAGUGUCCCAGUGCAAUCCCAACCAAAAAGCUCCAAAAGAUUGAAAACGGUAAUGAUUGUGGGUGGAACUUCUGUUAUUGCAGCUGUUGUUCUUAGCAUUUUUCUGUAUAUAUGCUGCUGUAAAAAGCGGAAACGCACUACGGACGCGCCUAGUUCCAUUGUUGUUCAUCCUAGAGAUCCAUCUGAUCCAGGAAAUAUGAUUAAGAUUGCGGUUUCGAAUAACAGCUUAUCAACUCAAACUGGGACUAGUUCUACGAGUAACACCAGUGGUGGAACUGAAAAUUCUCACCUGAUUGAGGCCGGGAAUGUGAUGAUAUCUGUUCAAGUUCUCCGCAAGGCAACUAAGGAUUUUGCACCAGAAAAUGAACUUGGCCGUGGGGGAUUUGGAACUGUUUAUAAGGGUGAAUUGGACUAUGGGACAAAAAUAGCAGUGAAGAGAAUGGAAUGUGGGACAAUUGGCAACAAAGCAUUAGAUGAAUUUCAGGCUGAAAUUGCUGUUCUUUCUAAGGUCAGGCACCGCCAUUUGGUAUCCCUGUUGGGGUACUCUACAGAAGGCUAUGAAAGGCUUCUGGUGUAUGAGUAUAUGCCUCAGGGUGCUCUAAGCAGGCAUCUUUUCCAUUGGAAGAGCCUGACACUGGAACCAUUAUCUUGGACUAGGAGGCUCUCAAUUGCUUUGGAUGUUGCUAGAGGGAUGGAAUAUCUUCAUAAUCUGGCCCGCCAGAUCUUUAUACACAGAGAUCUCAAGUCUUCUAAUAUUCUUCUGGAUGAUGACUUUCGGGCAAAGGUGGCCGACUUUGGGUUGGUAAAACUUGCUCCGGAUGGAGAGAAAUCUGUUGCUACAAGGCUUGCCGGGACAUUUGGAUACCUUGCUCCUGAAUAUGCUGUGAUGGGGAAAAUCACUACUAAGGUUGAUGUGUUCAGCUUUGGAGUGGUGUUGAUGGAACUUUUGACCGGAUUAAUGGCGCUUGAUGAGGGACGCUCAGAGGAAAGCCGGUACUUGGCCGAGUGGUUUUGGCGAAUCAAGUCAAGCAAAGAGAAGCUUAUGGCUGCCAUUGAUCCAGCCCUUGAUGCAGAUGAAGAGAUCUUUGAUAGCAUCUCCGUCAUUGCUGAACUUGCUGGACAUUGUACUGCAAGGGAGCCAAACCAUCGACCUGAUAUGGGCCAUGCAGUGAAUGUGCUUUCCCUACUGGUUGAGAAAUGGAAACCAAUUAACGACGAGUCAGAUUGUUUAUCCGGAGUUGAUUACAAUCUACCCCUUCCACAGAUGUUAAAGGUUUGGCAGGAAACAGAAUUUGAAGCGAGUCAUAUUAGUCUUGAUGACAGCAAGGGAAGUAUUCCAGCAAGGCCUACUGGAUUUGCACAGUCCUUCACUUCUGCUGAUGGUCGAUAAGUAAACCAAACUCCAGUGCAAUUAAUGGGUUUAGUUGAAUUCUUCUUAAAAAGUUGGUUGACUAGUUGCUUCCAAUGGAUCUAUAUUGUCUUUCGAGGAGCAUCUCCAUUGAUUGUUGCAUACAAUGAGGUCAUGGUCAGAAUUCUUGUGCAUGCCCAAGCUCCCUUCCUUGGUGUUUCAGGAGUUUCUUGAGCUCUGUGAACUGUCGAAGUUAUAUACAUAGAAAGCAGUUGAUUAUAUAUACUUCUUUGUUUGUUAUUACUUGAAUUAUGAAGUCUGGUUUUUCAUACUUAAUUUAUGUUUCUGUGUAAAAGAAUUGAUGUCAUUUUAAAAUGUAUCAAUUUAUACCAUAUCCUUAUCAAUGCU
Messenger RNA from Corylus avellana, 3529 nucleotides. Its product is annotated as receptor protein kinase TMK1. NCBI's taxonomy places the organism in Eukaryota, Viridiplantae, Streptophyta, Magnoliopsida, Fagales, Betulaceae. Gene Ontology annotation, molecular function: protein binding; protein kinase activity; ATP binding. Gene Ontology annotation, biological process: protein phosphorylation. The record is from RefSeq and is a predicted model, not a curated record.